AUGAGGAUAGGACCAGAUGGCCUCUCAGGUACCUUGCAGAUCCAGAUCAAGUAUAUUACACUCUUUUGUGGCAUUUAUGUACCUGAAAAUCAUCUCUUGGACAGCAAUGAUAAAAAAAAUAUUAGCACUGGAUGCUAUGCUGUACUCCAGAAAAAGAAAAAGAAAAGGAUCAGAAUAGAGGAAGUGAGAGAAAGAACUCAGAAGAUCUGGGUAGAGCCUUCAGAAGCCUUCCACGGUUGGCACAACCAAGUCUGCAUAAGUAAAAUCCGGCUGGCUACAAUGGCAUGCAAAGCUGGCAUCUACUAUGUACCUGCUGAACCCAAGUUAGCUUUUAUGAUCAAAAUCAGAGGUAUCAAUGGUGUUAGCCCAAAGGUCCAAAAAGUUUUGCAGCUUCUUCGUAUUCACCAAAUAUUCAAUGGCACUUUUGUUAAGCUUAACAAGGCUUCGAUUAACAUGCUGAGGAUUGUGGAACCAUAUAUUGCGUGGGGUUACCCAAACCUGAAGUCUGUGAAUGAUUUGAUUUACAAACGUGGUUAUGGCAAGAUCAAGAAACAGAGAAUUGCCCUGAUGGAUAAUGCCCUUAUUGCAAAAUCUCUUGGUAAAUGUGGAAUUAUCUGCAUGGAAAACUUGAUCCAUGAGAUCUACACUGUUGGCAAGCACUUCAAAGCUGCCAGCAACUUCCUGUGGCCCUUCAAAUCAUCUUCUCCACGAGGCAGAAUGAAGAAAAAGACUACACAUUUUGUGGAAGGUGGAGAUGCUGGUAACAGGGAAGACCAGAUCAACAGGCUUAUUAGAAGAAUGAACUAAAGGUCUCUACCAUGAUUAUUUUUCUAAUGGUCUGUUAAUAAAAAUGCCUGUGACAAAAAA
Phascolarctos cinereus (koala) is the source of this 867-nucleotide messenger RNA. Its product is annotated as large ribosomal subunit protein uL30-like. NCBI's taxonomy places the organism in Eukaryota, Metazoa, Chordata, Mammalia, Diprotodontia, Phascolarctidae. Gene Ontology annotation, biological process: maturation of LSU-rRNA from tricistronic rRNA transcript (SSU-rRNA, 5.8S rRNA, LSU-rRNA). The record is from RefSeq and is a predicted model, not a curated record. Gene Ontology annotation, cellular component: cytosolic large ribosomal subunit. Gene Ontology annotation, molecular function: structural constituent of ribosome; RNA binding.